AUGAGUGUUUGUACAGCAGGGUACUGGUACAAUUAUGGUGUUGCUAGCCCAAAACCGAAGGCGUGGACGGAUAAUCCAGAAGGUGUCGGCUUCGUUUCGGUCCUCAUGGUCUACGAUGAGAAGUACUCGAAGUGCAUUUACACGAACGCAGCUGCUCCAAGUGCUGGUGACGGCGAUAUGUUCUCCUGUGAUGGCUUAUCUUUGAGCUGUUCUAUACACACCGAGUCGGUUCUUGGGCGCAAUGCGGAUGCACUCAUUACAUAUGACACGAAGGUCAAGCCGCUCAUUGCAUGUCCUGUCACAUCGACACCGACCACCCAAUAUUCCGCAGUUACCUCGCGCAAGACAGAGACCGUGGUGCCCACGUCAGUGCAUACAAAUUACUGA
Molecule: messenger RNA, 387 nt
Organism: Penicillium soppii
Lineage: Eukaryota; Fungi; Ascomycota; Eurotiomycetes; Eurotiales; Aspergillaceae
Product: pectin lyase-like protein
Exons: 1
Coding region: 1-387 (128 amino acids)
Source: RefSeq, a predicted model, not a curated record